Molecule: messenger RNA, 1365 nt
Organism: Medioppia subpectinata
Lineage: Eukaryota; Metazoa; Arthropoda; Arachnida; Sarcoptiformes; Oppiidae
Source: the annotation of a GenBank genome assembly
UGGAAUUUGGUGUGCGAUAGAAGCCAUUUGGCGUCAAUGUCUCAAUCGUUAUAUAUGUUUGGCUAUGUUUUGGGAGCCGUUAUAUUCGGCUAUCUGUCCGAUCGGUACGGAAGGCGUCCUAUUAUAUGGAUUACAAUUGUUAUUGAAAUAUUAGCCGGAAUUUCGAGCGCAUUAUCUAUUAAUAUAAUACAUUUUAUGAUAUCUCGUGUUAUUCUUGCGUUCGCUUCAAAUGGACGCCUCUUAUCGACAUUCAUGUUAGUCAACGAAUGUGUGGGACCCAAACACAGGGCCACAAUAGGCAUGUUUAUUCAAGUCGGUUGGGCAGUAGGUUAUUGCCUAUUGCCUGCCAUCGCGUAUAUGUUUCCCAACUUUCGGCACAUGAUUUUGGCCACAUCUAUACCCGAAGUUCUUUGGCUCGUUUGGCUGAUCGCUGUUCCGGAGUCUCCGCGAUGGCAGAUAACACACCACCGCUGGGAUAGGGCUGAACACCAACUCAUGAAAGCCGUCGUCAUUAAUAAGUUGCCUUUGGAUGACAUUCACAAUCAGUUUGAAGUUUUGAAGAAUAGUAUAUCAGAAGAGGAAUCGAAAAUGAAUGUGAGGACUAAUUGUCUGGAUCUACUGAAGACACCAAAUUUAAGGCGAAGUACACUUAUUAUGUACUUCACGUGGUUUGUCAACUCAUUCGUCUAUUACGGCAUUUCAUUAAAUAUCGGCGACUUUGGCGGCAAUCUGUUUGUCAGUUUCUUCAUCGCCGGACUCAUAGAGUUUCCGAGUUAUCUCUUCCCUAUAUUUGCGUUCAAAUAUGUCGGCCGACGGCCAGUCACUGCGGGUCUCAUGUAUUUCAGUGGUUUGUCGUGUUUCGCAAUAAUACCGUUCAUUUCGUAUCCAAUAUUAUGGCUGAGAAUUACGGUCGCAAUGAUUGGAAAGUUUUUUAUUACCAGUUCUUAUGGUGUGGUCUAUGUUUAUGCGGCGGAGAUAUAUCCCACUGUCAUCAGACAGGUAGGCGUCGGCUCGUGUUCAGUGGCCGCACGGGUGGGCUCUAUGUUGGCUCCGUUUGUUAAGGACUUGAAUGUAUACACCGGAAUGGGUGUCGUUUUGUCACUAUUUGGCACACUUUCAAUGGCCGACGGAAUAGCCAUUCAUUUUCUGCCAGAAACUCGUGGCCAACACAUCGCCGACACAUUAGAAGAGGCAGAACUAUUAAACAGUAUUGAGAAUCUCUGGGAAUCUUGCAACUUCUCCAUAAGGAACGGCCAGUUGCACGGCAAAAGUGUUCCCUAUAGAGAGUGUUCCUCCAAGGGAGGUUCUGUUAUAGUUGUGAUGUUUGGGUCGGAUCUUCAUUUGGGCGGCUUUCAGAUGCUGUGA